Messenger RNA from Argentina anserina (silverweed cinquefoil), 1455 nucleotides. RefSeq lists its product as uncharacterized. Lineage: Eukaryota; Viridiplantae; Streptophyta; Magnoliopsida; Rosales; Rosaceae. The transcript has 3 exons. The record is from RefSeq and is a predicted model, not a curated record. Bases 214 to 1362 code for a protein of 382 amino acids.
CAAGCCUCAUGAGAAAAUUCAUGGCACCGAAAUUCUCAUCGUCAGGCUCAUUACAUGACCUCUCUAGCCUCUACCUAACCUAGUACUUCUAGCUCCUUGUUGGCCUCCUCCUUUCUAUCCUCCGGCUUAGACUUCACCCAAGUACCCAAAAUCAGAAACUCAGAAACCAAAAUCCAAACACACAUUAGUGCUCCAUUUGUACAAAACAGGAAUAUGGAACCUCUUCACCAUCACCAGAAACAUCACUACUCUUCUCUGGGAUCCAGUCUUGCAUUUCUCUCUUUACUUCUAGCUUGUGUUAUUUAUGUCUCCAUAUGGUCUUCCUCCUCCUCUAUCAACCCUGUCUUUGCCAUUCAGAAACACGAUGGGUGCGUAUCAGAAAACCAGACUUACACAUUUUUCGAGCCUCAAGACGAACUUGAGGCCACUUUAUCCAAGGCGUCAAUGGAGAACAAGACGGUGAUCAUUGCCGUGGUAAACAAGGCUUACGCAGUUCAAGAUGUGAAAGCAGACACAACCAUGCUUGACCUCUUUAUCGAGAGCUUUUGGCAAGGGGAGGGCACGAGGGAGCUGAUCGACCACCUGGUGGUGGUGGCGGUUGAUCAGACGGCCUACGACCGCUGCCGGUUUCUGAGGCUGAAUUGCUACAGACUGGAAACCGAUGGCGUAGAUUUUCGAGGAGAGAAGAUUUAUAUGUCCCAGGAUUUCAUUCGAAUGAUGUGGAAGAGAACUUGGUUCCUGUUAGAGGUUCUCAAACGUGGUUACAGCUUCGUAUUCACGGACACUGAUGUGGUUUGGUUAAGGAACCCAUUUACAAAGCUAAGCAACAACGAAACUGAGGAUUUACAAAUGAGCACCGACAUGUUCUUUGGAGAUCCAUGGAACACAAAACAGUUGAUCAAUACCGGGUUCUACUACGUCAAAUCCAACAACAAGACCAUCGCACUGUUUGAUAAAUGGUACACUUUGAAGGACAAUGCGACAGGACUGAAAGAACAAGAUGUAUUGCUAAACCUACUCCGAGGUGGUAUUGUUCCAGAGUUAGGGCUUAGAGUUAGGUUCUUGGAUACUGUAUAUUUCAGUGGUUUUUGCCAGAACAGUAGGGAUGUUAGGGAAGUUAGUACUGUCCAUGCCAAUUGUUGUCGAAGCAUUGUUGCGAAAGUGCAAGACUUGAAAGCUGUUCUCCGGGAUUGGAAGAAAUUAAAGAAAGUAGCGUCACAUAGACGGGUUGAUCUUAAUGCGACGGCUGAGGCUUUCCGGUGGGCCGGUCACUGGGGAUGUUGGAACUCAUGGAAGGUUCCGGCCAACAAAGAGAAACGAAAAGUACCCAAUAACACUGGCAAAGCUACCCAUAAGGCGUAGAUAUUUGGUAUGUAUUAAUGUAUAGAAGAUAAAAUAGAUGAAGUGUACGUUGUAUUAUUUUAUAUAGAAUAAAAGGUAAGAUGAAUUUAUCAA